Molecule: messenger RNA, 5864 nt
Organism: Nylanderia fulva
Lineage: Eukaryota; Metazoa; Arthropoda; Insecta; Hymenoptera; Formicidae
Cellular component (GO): extracellular matrix
Source: RefSeq, a predicted model, not a curated record
UUUAAGAAAAAAUGUAAGAUCUAGAAGAGAUAAAAUAUUUUAAAUUGUGUGCCAAAUUAAUACGUGAAGUAGAAUAAGAAUCAAGAUUAAUUAAAUGUAACAAGCAACUCUGAGAGUAAAGAUGAAUUAUCACCGACGAUAUAUUUGCUUGCUUCUGCAAGUAAUUUAUUUCAUCGCGAAUUGCCUCGCGGAAAAUUUAAUACUUAAUGUAAAUUACAAAAAGCCAAUUGCUGUAACUAGCAAUGCGUUUCUCAGUUUUACAUUGGAUCCGGUAACGUUGCUGGAUAACAUCGACGAACUCACCAAGAAUAUCGAGAGAAGCACGAAUAUGGCUCAAGGUUUGGUGCCUGCUUACGUUCGUCUUGGAGGAUCACAAAGCAACUCUUAUGUCUUCGAGCAAGCAUAUUCAAAUGACAUCGAUUCCAAUGACACGGUUUUUGGAAAGCAAUGGUCACUAAUAUAUCAAUGGGCGAAAAACGUUGGACUGGAUCUAAUCGUGUGUAUCGCACCUCGAUAUAUCGAGAACGAAUCGAAACUGCAUUCGAAAAAUUCGAUGAACAUAACGGAGCUUCUAUCUUUGAGCGAUCUCAUGGGAUACAACAUCAGCUGGCAAUUGGGUUAUGAAUGCCAAACUAAAUGUAAUCUAUCCGGUGGAGAUCUAGGACAAUAUGUCGCAAAUUUCCGCGAAAUGCUGAAGAUUUUCCCGAGAUAUUCAAAUAGUUUAAUCACAGGACCAGAUAUUGUGGCGUAUGAAACAGCGCAACAACAGAAAUAUCUUCAAGAUUAUUUGAAUUCGGCAGAUGCUGCCCUUUCGGCGAUUACGUGGCAUCCCGAUUUUGCUAGUGUCUCUUUAAACAAUGACAGCAUUUUCAUGCAUUACGAUAAUAUGGCUGCGAAUAAGAACGAACUGUACAAAAUUAUUAAUCGUACAGCGGAAAAGAAACCAUUAUGGAUUGCGGAAUCAAAAUCCGAAGAGUUUAAAGACAAAUAUUUAGGAGCGCUUAUUUGGACGACAAGACUCGGAAAUGCUGCAAAACUUGGCAUACAAGUUGUAAUGAGACAACCAUCAAACUUUUAUAAGGCAACUCCUGAUUAUUGGGUAUCCUUAUUGCACAAGACUUUGGUGGGGCGCCAAGUUUUGAAGCUAAAACUUCAAUCACUAAACAACGAAAGUUACGUACACUUCUACAGUCAAUGCACGAAACCAUCUGCCUUAUACGAUAAAGGAGCCAUUACUAUUUUUGGUGUAAAUUUGACACCGAGGGAAGUGACUGCUAACUUAAAAGGCCUUAAAAUCAAAACUCUUCACAAAUACAUUCUAUCGCCGAAUUCCGAAACUGGCAACAAAAUGUUAUCAGAGAAAGUCUUAUUAAAUAAUAAACCACUCGAUUUAAUAAACGAUAAGAAGUUGCCUAAUCUAAAUCCAAAAAUAGUCAUCAAGCCUGAUGACCUCGAAUUGAAACUCUCUUCUGGGAAUAUAGGUUUCUGGGUAAUACCUAACGCAAAGGUAAAAGCCUGCGUUUAUCCUGAGGAAGAACCGGCCGAGAACUUAAUGAGAAAGAAAUUAUCGAAGCGACAUAAAAAUAUCAUUCAACAAGACAAUGAAGAAGAGAAGAUUAAUGACACAAACGAUCAUCAGCAUUCAGUGCAAGAAUCUGGAAGAGUGAGGAGAGAUGUCGGCCAGAAAUUAGUCGAGAUAGGCCUAAGAAAAGAGAAUGCUCUCAAGAAACGUUCGAGAUUCGACAAUGUGAAGGAUACAAAUGAAAGGAAGACGAAACGGAGGGAUGAAUUAUUGAUACCAUUUAAUCCGAGGACCACCGACAGCAGCGAAAACAAUUUCUACGGCUUUCUUCGGCGCAAGCCUGUCAAAGGAUUCCCCGAAAGCGACAUUUUUAUCACCACGGGAGACUCGUUGGAGCAAAAUAAUCAAGAUUACGAUUACGUUCGAGACGAAAGCAAUGAGAACGCUUCGAUGGUAAAAAAUACGCAAAAUAGGAAGGAAUUGGAGACGCAGGAUCACGCGGAAGACGACACGUGGUUGGAAAUGGAAAAUGAUUAUAUACCGAAUGAGUUCUUUGAAAAUGUCAAGGUGUCGAAUGCAAGAGUCCAAGAGAAUCCGAAAAAUUAUAGCGAUCUGUGGGAAGCGGAAUUUUUCCCCCAAGAAAACAGCAGAGUUUUUCAAGAACAGACACCUCUUUUCGAGAAAGAGGAAAAACGGGCUGUAGAAAACGGUAUGCAAAAGUUGAUUAAUUAUUAUGAUUCCAAAGAACAAGAAUAUAGUACAAAAAGUCAAGUUGUCAAAAGUCCAAUUUCUAUCAACCAUCAAGUCGGAGGAAGAAAACUAAAAAUUCCAUCAGGGGCUUCGAGUUUCUUUUAUCAACCUUCGCAAGCCAUAAAUUAUAAUAAUAAAAAUACGAGACAUGAAGAAAAAAAAUCGAAUAAAGAUGAGAUUUUUGACGUGAAUAUAUCAAAUGAUAGAGGCAAUAUUAAUGCAGAAACCAUCAAAUUUUCUCGACCUGCUGACGUAAACACGGAUGAAUAUUCCAUUCACGAAAUACAAUACCCCAUUCUUCAUAAUAGAAGAACCAAAAGAAGCAAUUCGAAGGCAAAGAUGCAAAAAAUUCUCACUAAUAAAAUGAUCAAAGAAAACGAGGAAAAUUCGAAAAACUACAAAAUCAUCCAAGCUUCUCAUUUGUCGAAAAAACUUCGACGUGCAAAACGCGAUAGUGAAAUCCUCGCGGAUUCUUCUUCAGAAAUAGCGAGUGUAAACAUAGGAAGCGCGCAAUCGAAGAGAAAUGUUGAAGAUUCUAUGACACAAGAAGAAUACGAGAAAAUUAUGGAAGGAGAGCAGAUACUUCCAAGUGCCACAAUGAACUCUGAUUACGAAUUCGAAUCCGAUUAUGAAGUGUAUGAUACAACUGCAGAAACCAUAACUUCAAAAUCAAACGCGUUGAAAUAUGGACCAAGCUACGAAACGUCGACGAUCGAGAUAAGUUCGACACCAAUGAUGGAUAAUUCAGAAAUAAAUGAAAUCUCGGAGCAACAUCGUAAUGUAAACAAUAUUAAGAGGUUCGUGAAUUCGGAAUUUUCUCCCAUCAGUGAAGAAAAUUCCAAUAACAGUAAUAUUGUCGACAAUAACAACAUUGUAGAACAAAAGUUUUUUCGUGCCGAAUCACCAGACGUCCAAUCGGACAGGAAGACAACGACGUAUGAUCGUUCCCAAAUUGUGCCUGAGAUUUAUUCGACUGAUAAGAGCGAUCUUCAGGAACUUGUUGUUUCCUCCGCGACUGAGAUCGCGCAGGAGACAACUCGCGAGGAAACGCAAAACCUCAUCAGCGAGGAGGAAAAAGCCGAUGGUUCAAGUUGUCCAAAAGCAGUCACCCAAAGGCAGAAGGACGAAAAAUGGCGCGACAAUAACGAUAAACUUAGAUUAAAGAAGUCAAUGAGUUCCUCCGAAACAACGAAAAUUUCCGAAGAGCAAACUACGACAGAAACAAUUUUACCAAAAUCAAAUGAUAAUGGGCAACAGAAUGGAGAGGAUGAUCAAAAUAUGAAACCCAAAGCUUCGACGCAGUCGAAGAAAAAUGGCGACGCAAAGAAAUUGAAAACCACACAUCUUAAAGCAUCAAGAGAAUUCGCUAGAUAUAUGAAGAACUUAAAUAAGCCUCAGAACUUAAAGCAGAUGGGCAAGAUGAGCAAAAGGCUCAUGAAGACACUGUUACAAUCUUAUCACAAUGAAUUAAUGAAGGUUAUGGACGCGAAAACACGGAACCUGAAGAGAAGAGAAAUUUGGGACAGCGACGAUAUUCGUCAUCUGAUCGAUCAGGGAGGGUUUAUUGGAGUUUUGAUCGAUGACGACGUUCUUUACAAGGAUACUAAUAAUAAAAAUUACGAAAUUCCUAUUGAGUUUGUAAAAGAAACACGUUAUCCAAAAUAUAAUGAAGACGAUGGACAUCGAGUUUCCAAGUUAUUAGAAUACAUGAAGAGAAUAUCGAUUAAUAAAAACUAUCGACCGAACGAUCUCGCGAGAUUUGCGCAAAAUCUCUUUGAUGGACAGAAUAUCAAUCAAAAUGUAAACGAUAAAACAGCAGCUGACUUAAAUAAUAUUUACAAAAAUCUUGAAUCAAAGCAUGAUAACUCAGACAUGUCUAUAACAGAUAAAAAUAUGGAAUUGACAAAAGAUGCAAGAAUUAAAAAUGAAAAAUCUGUUCGUUAUCAUGGUGAAAAAGAAGAUAUAUUAAAUGUUAAAAAAACUGAAGAUGCUGAAGAUACUGAAAGAAAUUUGAUUUUUAAAAAUGUCGAUACAGAUAAAGAAAUGUUAAAUAUAAAAAAAUUUAAUGAUAUUACAGAGUUAGAAUAUAGAAUGAACUAUUUGGCUAAUAAGAGAGAAAAUAUAGCGGAUGACAUAUAUCAAAUAGCUAAAGACACUCGAGAAAUUAUUAAACCAUACAAUUCAAAUGAGGAGAUACAAAAUAAUAUACAUGUAGAGAUGCUUAAUAACGAUAAAGCAAACAAAAAUGUUGAAGAAAUUAUUGGUGAUAAUAUUAAAUUAAGCAAAUUUAAAAGAGGAAAUGCAAGAAGACAAAGAGAUAUUAAUACACAAAGGAGAGACAAAUAUUUAAAGCAACUGCUACAUUUUCUAUUAACGAGAACAGAUGUCCAAGAUGAAUCAAGUUCUGAUAUGUAUGAUUACUUGACAGAAGACUCUGAAGAAAUAUUUAGUGACCCACCAAUCCCGAUCCAUUUGUUGAGAAAAGAAGAUGAAUCGCCAUUAAACAGCAUCUUGUUACAAAAAUUAAAAAACUAUUUGGCUUCCUCGAAGAAAGACUUGGAAAUCAAUCGGCAAAUUGAGAAAAAAUACAAGUCACCAAAGUAUAUCGUCUUUAUACCGACUAAGAAUGAGGAUUCGUAUAAAAGAUUGGAAGUGCAAGAUUUUGAUGAUGAUUUGUUAGAAAGUUUCGAGAUUCCUCGUUUUGAGAGUGAAUAUUUGCCACGAACAAUAUCAGAUUCUUCAGAAGAACUCGUAUACGAAGAUCUUUCAGAUCUGCUAAAUGAUAGUACUGAAAAUAUUUCGGAUAAAACAGCUAAUUCAUCGGAAAGUAUGCAGAAUGUUUCUGUAGAUGUCGAAGAUGUUGGGAUUAAUCGUGAGUCUGAAAUGGAAGACGUAAAAAUUAAAAAGGAAAAAAUCAAUUGUUUAAAAAUGAACAACCAAAUGUCAUCUGAUGAAUGUGGAAUGUUUUUAUUAUUUCCCUGGAGAGAAAAUGAGAAAACAAGACAGCGAAGAGAGAUCAGAAACAGAAUCAAUGAAGGCAUAAAUCAAAUAGGAGAUGAGAUGCAGUCAAAAUCAAAUAAAUUUUCUAUGGCUGAAAAUAUAAAAGACGAAAACAUCGAAAAUGUUUUAAAUACAAACAAUAUUGAUAAACAAGAAAAGGAAAAAAUGAUAACGGAAAAAGAGGCAGAAACAAAUUAUUUACAAACUCAAAUAGACAGAAAAAAUCGCGACAAUCUGCUUGAAGACUUUGUAAAAGCUCGUCAGAAGAAUUAUUUAUAUAAAAAGAAAAUUUUUUCGUAAAAAAUGAAGAAAAAGAUAAAAAUUUAAAAACAUCUUAAAGAGCAAUGAAAAAUUAUCAUCGUUCAAUAAAAAGGUUACUCCAAAGUUACAAAAUGAGAUUAUCGACGAUUUAAAAAACGCGCAAAAUUGUACGGAGUCUGUGGAACCAUUUAUUGAUAAUUUCGAAGAGAAAUUCAACGAGACUGUUCUGGCUUCAAAUGAAGAAAAUGAUUUAAAAAGUAAAACUUCAGAAAGUAUCGACAAUCCUUUUCACGUUGCGAUUAUAAAUAUAAAAAGAUUUAUUGCAUUUCUA